UUGCUGUUUCUUUAGCCACUGGUCUGCAGACGUUUUCUUCUUCUCCUUCUAACUUCCUCUCCUGUGACAAAAGAGAUAACUAUUAGACAAACAAAAGUCCAGAAUGCUAAGGUUGCAACUUUCACUUCCUCUCACCCUUUAGCCCAGAACUGCUUUGAAUGUACCAGUUGCUGUGGGGCACCGGCUUGAGGAAGAGAAGACACCAGUGCCUCAGAAACUGCCCGGUGAAACGGUGAUAGCGAGCCACGCGUUCACGGGGCCACUGUCGCUCACAGAAGUAGUGAGGAUGAUGCCAGGAUGACGUCUGCCUUGUGCCUGGCUGGGACUCUGAUCCCAGCCAUGGCCUUCCUCUCCUGCGUGAGACCAGAAAGCUGGGAGCCCUGCGUGGAGGUGGUUCCUAACAUUACUUAUCAAUGCAUGGAGCUGAAUUUCUACAAAAUCCCCGACAACAUCCCCUUCUCAACCAAGAACCUGGACCUGAGCUUUAAUCCCCUGAGGCAUUUAGGCAGCUAUAGCUUCCUCCGUUUUCCAGAACUGCAGGUGCUGGAUUUAUCCAGGUGUGAAAUCCAGACAAUUGAAGAUGGUGCAUAUCAGAGCCUAAGCCACCUCUCCACCUUAAUAUUGACAGGAAACCCCAUCCAGAGUUUAGCCCUGGGAGCCUUUUCUGGACUAUCAAGUUUACAGAAGCUGGUGGCUGUGGAGACAAAUCUAGCAUCUCUAGAGAACUUCCCCAUUGGACACAUCAAAACUUUGAAAGAACUUAAUGUGGCUCACAAUCUUAUCCAGUCUUUCAAAUUACCUGAGUAUUUUUCUAAUCUGACCAAUCUAGAGCACUUGGACCUUUCCAUUAACAAGAUUCAAAAUAUUUAUUGCAAAGACUUGCAGGUUCUACAUCAAAUGCCCCUACCCAAUCUCUCUUUAGACCUGUCCCUGAACCCUAUAAACUUUAUCCAACCAGGUGCAUUUAAAGAAAUUAGGCUUCAUAAGCUGACUUUGAGAAAUAAUUUUGAUGAUUUAAAUGUGAUGAAAACUUGUAUUCAAGGUCUGGCUGGUUUAGAAGUCCAUCGUUUGGUUCUGGGAGAAUUUAGAAAUGAAAGAAACUUGGAAGAGUUUGACAAAUCUGCUCUGGAGGGAUUGUGCAAUUUGACCAUUGAAGAAUUCCGAUUAACAUACUUAGACUACUACCUCAAUAAUAUUAUUGACUUAUUUAAUUGUUUGGCAAAUGUUUCUUCAUUUUCCCUGGUGAGUGUGAAUAUUAAAAGGGUAGAAGACUUUUCUUAUAAUUUCAGAUGGCAACAUUUAGAAUUAGUUAAGUGUAAAUUUGAACAGUUUCCCACAUUGGAACUCAAAUCUCUCAAAAGGCUUACUUUCACUGCCAACAAAGGUGGGAAUGCUUUUUCAGAAGUUAAUCUACCAAGCCUUGAGUUUCUAGAUCUCAGUAGAAAUGGCUUGAGUUUCAAAGGUUGCUGUUCUCAAAAUGAUUUUGGGACAACCAGCCUAAAGUAUUUAGAUCUGAGCUUCAAUGAUGUUAUUACCAUGAGUUCAAACUUCUUGGGCUUAGAACAACUAGAACAUCUGGAUUUCCAGCAUUCCAAUUUGAAACAGAUGAGUCAAUUUUCGGUAUUCCUAUCACUCAGAAACCUCAUUUACCUUGACAUUUCUCAUACUCACACCAGAGUUGCUUUCAAUGGCAUCUUCGAUGGCUUGCUCAGUCUCAGAGUCUUGAAAAUGGCUGGCAAUUCUUUCCAGGAAAACUUCCUUCCAGAUAUCUUCACAGAUCUGAAAAACUUGACCUUCCUGGACCUCUCUCAGUGUCAACUGGAGCAGUUGUCUCCAACAGCAUUUAACACACUCAACAAGCUUCAGGUACUAAAUAUGAGCCACAACAACUUCUUUUCAUUGGAUACGUUUCCUUAUAAGUGUCUGCGCUCUCUCCAGGUUCUUGAUUACAGUCUCAAUCACAUAAUGACUUCCAAAAACCAGGAACUACAUCAUUUUCCAAGUAGUCUAGCUUUCUUAAAUCUUACUCAGAAUGACUUUGCUUGUACUUGUGAACACCAGAGUUUCCUGCAGUGGAUUAAGAACCAGAGGCAGCUCUUGGUGGAAGUUGAACGAAUGGAAUGUGCAACACCUUCACAUAAACAGGGCAUGCCGGUGCUGAGUUUGAAUAUUACCUGUCAGAUGAAUAAGACCAUCAUUGGUGUGUCUGUGUUCAGUGUGCUUGUGGUAUCUGUUGUAGCAGUUCUGGUCUAUAAGUUCUAUUUUCACCUGAUGCUUCUUGCUGGCUGCAUAAAGUAUGGUAGAGGUGAAAACAUCUAUGAUGCCUUUGUUAUCUACUCAAGCCAGGAUGAGGACUGGGUAAGGAAUGAGCUAGUAAAGAAUUUAGAAGAAGGGGUGCCUCCCUUUCAGCUCUGCCUUCACUACAGAGACUUUAUUCCCGGUGUGGCCAUUGCUGCAAACAUCAUCCAUGAAGGUUUCCAUAAAAGCCGAAAGGUGAUUGUUGUGGUGUCCCAGCACUUCAUCCAGAGCCGCUGGUGUAUCUUUGAAUAUGAGAUUGCUCAGACCUGGCAGUUUCUGAGCAGUCGUGCAGGCAUAAUCUUCAUUGUCCUGCAGAAGGUGGAGAAGACCCUGCUCAGGCAGCAGGUGGAGCUGUACCGCCUUCUCAGCAGGAACACUUACCUGGAGUGGGAGGACAGUGUCCUGGGACAGCACAUCUUCUGGAGACGACUCAGAAAAGCCCUGUUGGAUGGCAGAUCGUGGAAUCCAGGAACAGUGGGUACAGGAUGCAAUUAGCAAGAAGCAACAACUAUCUGAAGAGGAAAAAUAAAAAACUCCUGAGGCAUUUCUUGUCCAGCUGGGCCCAACACUCGUUCAGUUAAUAAGUAUUAAAUGCUGCCACAUGCCAGGCCUUAUGCUAAGGGCGAGUCAUUCCAUGGUGCACAAGAUAUGUGGGGUUGCUAAUCUCAAGGAGCUUCCAGUGCAGAGGGAAUACAUGCUAGAUUAAAAUACAGAGCCUUCCAGGUGGGCAUUUCAACCAACUCAGCCAAGGAACCUAUGACAGAGAAAGUCAUUUCAACUCUUACCUCAUUACGUUGAAUAAAGACAGAGAAAGCAGAAAGAGACAUUGUUCUUCUCCUGAGUCUUUUGAGUGGAAAUUAUAUCAUGUAUUAUGUUAUAGCCAUCAUAAAACCAUUUUGGUAGUUUUGACUGAACUGGGUGUUCACUUUUUCCUUUUUGAUUGAAUACAAUUUAAAUUCUGCUUGAUGACUUCAGUGGGCUCCUGAUGCAAGAUGCCCCUUCAAUUUUAAGUCAGUCUCCUUACAGAGGUUAAGGUCUAGUGGCUAAUUCCUAAGGAAACCUGAUUAACACAUGCCCACAACCAUCCUGGUCAUUCUCGAGCAUGUUCUGUUUUUUCACUAAUCACUCCUGAUAUAUUUUUAUUUUUAUAUAUGAAGUUUUCAUUUUUUUAUGUCUUGCCUAUAAGCCAAUAUCAUAAAUGAAGUUGUUCGAGACCUGCUUCAAAUAUCCACAUUUAUUUAACCACUAUUUUUCAAGGAAGUAUGUAAAGUACAUUCUGUACUUUGUCACUCGAUGUCAUUGCAAAGUUAUUGCCUACUAAGUUAUGACUGUCUGAAAGCAGCUUUGAAAUAAUUUGUUUAAAGGGGGCACUUUUUUUAACAGGGGAACAAAUUUUCUGCUUCCUGUUCUUAUCAUGGACAAUUUGGGUUAGAGGCAGGAAGGAAGUGGGAUGACCUCAGGAGGUCACUUUUUCUUGAUUCCAGAAACAUGGACUGAUAAACCUGGGGUGACCUCAUGAAAUGAGUUGCAGCAGAAGUCUAUGUUGUUUUAUCAGAGCAAGUGAUGUUUGAUGGAUCUCUGAAUCUCUGCAGAGAGACAUAGAGGGCUGGGAUCCCUCCUGUGUACCCUCUUCACUGCCAGGAGAACUACUUGUGAAGGAAUUCAAGGCAGGAAGUAUACAUUGCUGUUUCCUGUUGGGCAAUGCUUCCUGACUACAUUUUGGGAAGAGUGGAUGUUAUCAUUGAGAAAACAACGUGUCUGGAAUUAAUGGGAUUCGUAUAAAGAAGGUUCCCAGAAAACAAUGUUCAUCCAGCCUCCCCAGAAACAGAACAUUCAAGAAAAGGACAAUGAGGAUGUCAUCAGGGAAAUGAAAAUAAAAACCACAAUGAGAUAUCACCUUAUACUAGGUAGAGUGGCUACUAUAAAAGAAAAAAAAGAAGUGUCAUCAAGGAUAUAGAGAAACUGGAACCCUUCUACACUGUUGGAGGGAGUGGAAAAUGAUGUAGCCAUUGUGAAAAACAGUAUGGAGUUUUCUCAAAAAUUAAACAUAGAACUACUAUAUGAUCCAGCAAUCUCACUUCUGUAUAUAUACCCAAAAUAAUUGAAAUCAGAAUUUCAAGAAAAUAUUUACACUCCCAUGUUCAUUGCAGCACUGUUCACAAUCACUGUUUCCAAAGUUAUGGAAACAACCCAAAUUUCCAUUGAAAAAUAAAUGGACAAAGAAAAUAUGCAUACAUAUACAAUGGGAUAUUAUUCAGCCUAAAAAAGGGGGAAUCCUACGAUUUAUGACAACAUGAAUAAAACUGGAGGCCAUUAUGCUAUGUAAAAUAAGCAAGUAACAGAAAUACAAACACUACCUGAUUUCACUUAUAUGAGGUUCUAAAAUAGUCAAACUCAUAGAAGCAAGAAUAGGACAGUGGUUCCUAGGGAAAAGGAGGAAGGGAGAAAUGAAGAAAUAGGGAGUUGUCUAGUUGGUAUAAAAUUAUAGUAUGCAAGAUGAAUUAGCCCUAAAGAUCAGCUGUAUAGCAGAGUUCCUAUAAUUAACAAUAGUGUAUUAUGCACUUAACAUUUUGUUAAGAGGUUAGAUCUCAUGUUAAGUGUUCUUACCAUAUAUAUAUACACAAAGAAGCUUUUGGAGGUGAUGGAUAUAUUUAUUACCUUGAUUGUGGUGAUGGUUUCACAGGUAUGUGAAACUAUGUCUAAACUCAUCAAAUUAUGUACAUUAAAUAUAUGCAGUUUUAUAAUAUCAAUUAUAUCUGAAUGAAGUUAUAAAAAAGAAAAGACAACAAAAUUCAGUUGUCAAAACUGGAAAUAUGACCACACUCAGAAGUGUUUGUUACUGAGUGUUUCGGAGUGUGUUUGGUUUGAGCAGGUCUAGGGUGAUUGAGCAUCCCUGGGUGUGUUUCUAUGUCUCAUGUACUAGUGAAAGUAGAUGUGUGCAUUUGUGCACAUCUCCCUGUGUAUCCUUAUCAGGGCUGUAUGUAUUUGAAAGUGUGUGUCUCCAUGAUCAUAUCUGUAUAGUAGAGAGUGUGAUUCUAUUUCUUGAAGAAUACAUCCAUUUGAAGUGGAUGUCUAUGGCUGUUUGAGAUGGGUUCUCUACUCUUGUGCUUGUACAGCAGUCUCCCCUUAUCUCAUAUGCUUGGUGGAUAUGUUAUUAGACCCCAAGUGGGCCUCUGAGACCCCAGAUGGUACCAAACCUCAUAUAUGCAAUAUGUUUUCCUAUACACAAAUACCUAAGAUAAAGUUCAUUUUCUGAAUUAGGCACAGUAAGAGAUUAACAACAACUAAUAAUAAAAUUGAAUAGUUACAAUAAUAUAUUGUAAUAAAAGUUAUGUGAAUGUGAUCUCUUUCUUUCUCGCUGUCUCUCUCAAAAUAUCUUACUGUACUGUACUCACCUAUUUUCAGACGAUAACUGACCACAAAACCUGGGAAAGUGAAACUGUGGAUAAGUGAGGAACUAACAUACAUACAUGAUUGUUUGUCUAUAGAUGUAUGCAUCAAUUUCUUAGUAUGCUUGAAAAUGUGUGAUUUUGUGUAUAUCCAUGCUACAUGUAAGUGUGGUUCUAUUCAUAUUUGAAUACGAAUUCUGCAUAAAUGUGUUUAUUCAAGCAAAUGUACAAGGCUCUGAGAAGGAAGAUCAACAUACAACUUGGAGUAUUUCAGGGCUGAAAUAUCCAAGGCUGACAUUGGCCUUCUUCCUGUCAGUUCCCUCUCCCAGAUGGAAAUUCUAGAAAUGGCAGGUGAAGUGGACAAAAAGGGAAAGAAAUUAUAUGCAUAGAACAGAAGGAGAAGAAAGAGUAAAGUCAGGCCUCAGACAGCCUCUUUGUAGCUCUUUAAACCCUCUGGAUUUAAGAGGGAUGAAGGGUGGAAUAAGCAAAAAUUAAUGCCAAUUAUAAUGCUUUAAAUUUGUGUGAUCUCUUACAACUUGAAACAUAUUCACAAAACUAUAACCAUAUUUGAAUAUCUCAUUAGCUUAGUGAGGUAGCAAAUCAAUAAUUACUUUUUCCAUUUUAUUGAUGGGAAAGCUGAAGUUCGAUGAAGUACAUUUGUCAAUAGGCCACGGAGUAGGAAAGUGACAAAACCUGAGCCUGGGCCUCCAGGUCACUCAAGGACACUUUCUUUCUUCCACACCCAAUUGCUUCAUGCUUAAAGUUGGCAAAACAGGAAGUGAAACUCCUGCAGUUUUCCGUGUGGUUGACACUAGUCAAGGGUUUCUCAACUGAAGCCAUGAAUCAUUAAGCCAAUACAUAUGCAUAUAUGUUAUACACACCAAAUGAUUCAUUUAUAACCCUAUCUUUUCAUAAAGGACUUGAAGGAGCUUCAAACAAGGGAUACGUGAACAAUAGGGUGAAUCAAUAAUAAGUUGAAAAUCUGGACGUAGAACAAAAAGAGGAGAGAAAGACACCGAGAAUGAGCGUUAACACAGUGCUUUCCACUUUUCUGGUGUUUUGGGUAGUGUGGCUUUUGGAGAAAGUCAAAACUCAGAUUCACUACUUAUCAACUGUGUGCCUUGGCUCCACUUCUCUGAGUCUACUUAGCUCAAAUGUAAAAUGAGAAUAGAAAUAUGACUUUGUAACAUUUCUCUAAGGAUUGAAAAUCAUGUAUUAUGUUCAAUACAGGGACACUGUCCUUAUGGGUGAGUACUCCUCUAAGACUUUAUAAACAGGGCACUAGGAGAAGCACUGGGAGGUCUUCUCAGUAACAGCACUAAAGUAAUUGCUGCUUUUCCAGCCUGUGGAACCACAGAAGUGACUGUAAGUAAAAUUAAGCAUUUCUUUCUGAUUCGGUCUUGACUCAUGGGAUUGUCAGACCCCAGUCUUCUUCCGGACUCUAUAAACUUUUUAGAAAGCAUCAGCAGGCUCCUGGAGAGGCUUAAAUGAACUCACACAGUAUGUGACAAUGAACUCCCUGGAAGAGUGAAAACCAAAGUCUAAGCCAGUGUCUCCAUUUACUUGUGUGAUUGUGGGAAAGUCACUGAAGUGCUUUGAGGCUCAGGUCUUAAUACACGAAAUGGAGGUAAUAAUACCUUGUUGGCAGACCUCACUUGGUUGAAAUGAUAAUGUUGAUAGUUACAAUAGUUACAUUUAAUUGAUCGAUUGUUUUACGCAGGGGCUUUAUUUGUGCUAUCUCAUUUAGUUUGUCACGUCAAUGAAUUAGAAAGAUACUAAAGUAUUUCCAAUUUACAAAUGAGGAGUUUGAGUCUGGGAGCCAUUCUAUCAUGUGUCCACUGUCACCUGCUCAUUGGUGGCAGCACUGAGAUUAGGUUCUAAGUCCACUUCCCUGCAGAGGCAGGGCUUCUAAAUACUGUUCUAUGCCAAGAGCACCCUGCUCUCACAAAAUGCAUAAAACUUCCUAUCUCAUCAUUAUAAUUUUGACUGAUAUUAAGCAAAGAGAAGUAUUAUUAUUACUUGUUUUUAUUUAUAUUACAGCUGUAAGAGCCAGGAAAAAUAAAUCAAAGAGCUAUGUGAUUAAAGAUUUUUUAAGAGGGAACAAAUCAGGCCCACUAGAUGAUGGCCUUUCUUUGAAUAACAUGCCUAGGCUUGCUCUAUCAUGUCUAUAGUUGGUCUGACUUCCUGAUGGGCAUCACAGACUUGUGAUUACACACAGAGGUUAUGGGGGAAGUUCCAAAAGCUUAGGACUUUCCCCAGAUGGUUGGAAUAAGAUCACACACUCUGGCUGCCCCUAUGGAGAUCACCGAACUUUUCAACUCAAAGUAAAAUCUGUGGAGUAAAUGGUUGAUCAAAAGGAACCAACGAUAUUGAGCACCAUGCAUGAUCAUCUGAUUGUUACUGCUACCUCGUGAGUUAAAGGCUACUCUUCUCAUUUUAGAAAUGAGAAAAGAGAUGCCCAGAGAGGACGAGUAACUUGCCAUAGGUCACACAGCUUAUAUUAAUCACGAUAACAUUUGCCACACUUUCUGUAUUUUUUUUUUUAAGUUUCUAAGCCUUUAGUGCAUGCCUGGUACCAUUUUAGUUUACUUCAUUUAAUUGUUAAAAUGACCUUCUGAUGCAGGUAUUUGUAGCUUUGCCAUUCCGCAGAUGAAGAAACUGAGAUGAAAGAAUUGACUUGUUCAUUUGGAAGGAGCAGAAUCAGGAUAUGAACUUGGGUUGGCCUGAUUCUUGGGGCUGCAUUCUUUCCAUAACUUAAUUGCUUGCUGUGAUGUCCUGGGCUACUCUGCCAGGGGUGGUUAGUGGAGUGAAUGGAGAAUAAUUUAGACAAGGUCAGUAACUCCCAUGCCAUCUAGAAAUUAAAAGUUUAAAAGGCAGAGUCUGCAACUCUCCUUGAUUUCUACAGAAAUAAAGAUGAUCCCUCCUGUGACAGUGCUAAGUGACAAUUCUGAGUGUAAAUGCGCUUUUUGGCACAAAUUGUCGUGUCCUAAUAGUCUUGAUUAUAAUUAUAAAAUAAUGGGUUUCUGAAAGGCUGCAAGCAGUUCUGGGAAUGGCAAUAAGGGUUUAGAAA
This is a messenger RNA of Chlorocebus sabaeus (green monkey), 8757 nucleotides long. It is a transcript of the gene TLR4, whose product is annotated as toll like receptor 4. Gene Ontology annotation, biological process: inflammatory response; MyD88-dependent toll-like receptor signaling pathway; detection of lipopolysaccharide. The record is from RefSeq and is a predicted model, not a curated record. Gene Ontology annotation, cellular component: plasma membrane; lipopolysaccharide receptor complex. Lineage: Eukaryota; Metazoa; Chordata; Mammalia; Primates; Cercopithecidae. Gene Ontology annotation, molecular function: transmembrane signaling receptor activity; lipopolysaccharide binding; protein binding.